This is a messenger RNA of Sabethes cyaneus, 8429 nucleotides long. RefSeq names its product eIF-2-alpha kinase activator GCN1 (gene l(3)80Fj). Lineage: Eukaryota; Metazoa; Arthropoda; Insecta; Diptera; Culicidae. Gene Ontology annotation, molecular function: protein binding; protein kinase regulator activity. Gene Ontology annotation, cellular component: cytosol. The transcript has 5 exons. Gene Ontology annotation, biological process: regulation of translation; cellular response to amino acid starvation. The coding region runs from base 62 to 8035 and encodes 2657 amino acids. The record is from RefSeq and is a predicted model, not a curated record.
GCGCUUCCUUGUGUAAGUUCCGCAGCAGACGAGCAUUAAACUCCGAUUUUACCAGUGAAAAAUGGCAGAUUCCGAGCUCGCGAAAGCUUUAAAGGACCUGCCGAACCGAGUGCUGAAUGUUAGCGUCGAAGAACGACCGGAACUGUUCCGUAAUGUUACCGCUGUGUUGCCCAAUCCCGGGAUCAAUGCCACUAUCGUUCGCGGAAUUUGUAAGGUAAUUGGAACGACUCUGACUAAAUAUAAGGAUCCCGCUUCGCAGGCCUUAGUACGGGACCUAAUUGUAGCCCUGUUAAAGCAGCAUCCUGAUUUGGUUUACGAGCAUAUGAACAAUGUACUAAAAGCGCUGGUGUCAAAGGAUCUGGCCGCUGCUCCACCGCUUAAGGGUGCACAGGCCGCGGUGCUGGCUCUCGGUUGGGCCAAUCUGGUCGCGUUGCAUGGAAACCAUGAGUCAGAUGUCGGCAAGAAGGAGUUUUUGAAGCUAAUCGAGAAUCAAGCUGCGUUGUAUCAGCUGUCCUUGACCUCCGGGAUUCAAAAGAUUUCGGAUAAGGCGUACAGUUUUUUGAAAGAAUUCUUCGCUAAAAAAGAAGACAUAGAGAAAGUUUAUUUUGAAAAACUGUUGGCGCUAGAGCCGUCCAGUUCGGUGGUGCUUUUACUAUCUGUGAUUCUUCGUUACUGCAAGGAAGAGUUCGAUUCCGGCGCUUUACUAGAGCAGAAUAAAGCCAAACUGCUGGAUCGUGUCGUAAAAGGAUUGAUCACCGUUAAGGUCAAGCCUCAUGCCAGUGACAUCUCCGGUUGUGCUCCAGUAUUUAGUGCCAUCGACAAGGAAGAAUUUAAAAGUACCAUUCUACCGGCACUGCAGCGUUCUAUGCUUCGAUCGCCGGAGAUAAUAUUGCGAGCCGUGGGUGCUAUUGUUUGCGAGAUUCAAGCCGACAUUAGUGAUUUCGCAUUGGAUUUGGGUAAAUCGUUGGUACAGAAUUUGGCAUCCAAGGACGAAACCGUGCGACAUGAAGCGGUCGAAUCACUUAAACAGGUGGCCAUGAAAUGUAGCUCUCCGAAGGCAAUCGAGGCGAUGCUGAAAGAGGUGUUUGCCAUACUGAAUGGUUCCGGUGGAAAGAUUACUAUAAUGGAGCUAAGGAUCAACUUGCUGCAGGGUGCAGGAAAUUUAAGUUACAAUCAGAUUAGCUGCAACGACAUACAAGUGCUCAUGCCAACAGUUAUCGAGUAUUUCACUAAGGCACUUGAAACCGAGCUGCAGGAGAAGGCUCUCUGUCAUACACUGGAAAUGUUUGGUCUGUGGUCUAUCAAUGUUCGCGGGGAAAUACCGUCGAAAAUUGUACAAACCUUCAAAAAGGGUUUGGAAGCUAAAUCUCCGGUACUGCGAACCAGUUAUUUACAGUGGUUCCUCGCUUGUUUAGAAAAUGGAUCACUACCGAGUGGAAGUGAUUUUACUUCUGCGCUAUCGAAAAUUGUGGAGAAAGCUGCUCAAAAUCCUACCCAGACACCGAUGGUGUCGGAGGGCGUUGGAGCGGCUUGUAUAAUACUGGCCACCAAUAAUGAAGUCAGCGAUUCACUGAAGGACUUUUGGAACGUUGUGUUAGACAUGAAUAAGCGAACAUUCCUGAGUGAAAAAUUUCUUGCCAACACGGCAACCGAAACGCUUUGCUACGUAAUGUUGUACUGCGAACGAUUACUGUUGAAUCACUAUGAAAGUUUGAAAGGUUCGCCGGAAACUCUAUUCAAAGCAGUAAUCUUUUGUGCAAGUUCGCCUCACAAAAAAGUUCGACGAUAUUGCGUUCCGCGUGUAAAAACAAUUGUCAACAGUGUGAAUGGAGUUUCACUAGCUAAAAGCCUUCUGCAAGAAUUGGUCCGUUUUGUUGAAACCGUACGAAUCCUCAGCGAAGGCGAACAGGAGGAGGGUGUGGUUCCAGCUCAGGCUUUGGUGGACAUUAUACAAACAGUAACCGAGAUCGAUUCGAUUUCCAACGCUGACGCGCAAGCCAUAGCAUUGAAGGCUCUGCUUUGCGCACAUCAUCCGGCAGCGGUAUCCGUAAGGUCCGACCUGUGGGAGUCCAUUUUAAAACGCUACGAAUUGGAUGGAAAAUACUUCAUUUCGAUGAAUUCCACCGCUAUCAAGGAAUCGUUCUUUAACAGUUACAAAGCGACCACAAUGUACGAGAAUACCCUGGCGACGCUGGCUCGUAUAAGCCCGGAAGCGAUUCUUCCGGUUCUGGUGAAAAAUGUGACGGAGCAUUUGAACAAUUCCCGCAUGUCGAAUGUAAGCGAUGAGGAGUACUUUACCUACUUGACACCGGAUGGUGAACUGUACGAUAAGAGUGUUAUACCUAAUUCGGACGAACAAAUGAACACGGCUCAUUUGAAACGUGAAAAUAAAGCUUACAGUUACAAAGAACAGCUGGAAGAGCUACAGUUACGUCGCGAAAUCGAAGAAAAGCGCCGCAAGGAGGGCAAAUCCAAACCGCCACAACUGACACCCAAACAGAAGGAAGCAAUAGAACGGCAAACCGAAAAGGAAAAGGCCAUCAAAGCACGUCUGCGAGAACUGAGCAACAUAAUCGCGACGCUGAUUUCGCAAAUCGAAGGUGCCGCCAAGGGAACUCCCGGGCAGCUGUCGCUCUUUUUCCCGACCCUUCUGCCUGCAAUUCUGCGUGUAUUUGCCUCCCCGCUGGCAGCUCCGGCAAUGGUUAAGCUCUACCUGCGACUGAUGGAGACAUGCUUUGACGGGGACCUGGUCGAGGUCGGACGGGAUUUGGCUAUCGCAACGAUUCGGCUGAGUAAACCGCAUUGUGAUUUGGAGGAAAGCUGGUGCAGUGCCAAUAUUCUGGAACUCGUUAGUGAUAUCCUGGUAGCGCUGUACGAUGAAACUAUCGAUAAGUAUAACGUUCACAUUGGGGAGGAUGAUGCUAAGAGCUAUCUGCUGAAUGCACCGGCGUUCAGUUAUACGUUUGAGUUUUUGAAACGGGCUCUGACGAUGCCGGAUGCGGCCAAGGAUGAAAGUUUGCUGGUCAAUGGUAUACAGAUUAUUGCGUACCAUGCGCAGCUGAAGGGAGACACGGUUGAUGGGCAGGAUUUUGAAGAUUUAUACCAUCCAAGGUAUAUGCCACGGUUGGAAAUGCUGAAGCUGUUGCUAAGGUUAAUCCAACAGCAGCGGGGACGGGUUCAGACGCAGGCAGUGUCAGCUUUGCUGGAUGUGGCUGAAAGUAGUUCGGGAAAAGAAUACACCGCUAAGGCGGAUCAUAGAGAAAUUGAGUGCUUGCUGGUGGCUUUGCAAGACGAGUUGGAAGCGGUCAGAGAUGUUGCGUUGAGAGCGUUGGCUAUUAUGAUUAAAACUCUACCUUCGAUUACUGAUGAUUACGAACUUGGACUGAGGUUGACCAGAAGGCUUUGGGUUGCGAAACACGAUGUGUGUCAGGAUACUAAACAGCUUGCGGAAAAUGUUUGGGUUCAGGGCAACUUUGAAGUGCCGAUUGUGAUGGCCGAUGAACUGAUGAAGGAUAUCAUUCAUCCUGAACCUUGUAUCCAGAAGGCUGCUUCUUACGCUUUGGUUUCUAUUUUAGGUGAAGAUUCCUCGAUUAUCGAUAGUAUUGUGGAGCAGCUGUUGGAGAUUUAUCAAGAUAAACUGACGAUGAUUCCGGCGAAGUUGGAUCAGUUUGACCGAGAGGUGGAACCAGCUAUAGAUCCGUGGGGUCCGCGAAGAGGUGUUGCAAUAGCUCUAAGUCAAGUUGCCCCCUUCUUGACGGCCGAAUUGGUAAACAAUUUGACACAGUUUAUGGUUUCGACUGGUUUGCGCGAUCGUGAAGAAAUUGUUCACAAAGAGAUGCUAGCCGCUUCGUUGGCGAUUGUUGAGCAUCAUGGAAAAGAGAGCGUGUCCUAUUUGUUGCCAACCUUUGAGGAGUUUUUGGAUAAGGCACCAAACAAUAGUGAUUACGAUAACAUUCGCCAGGCGGUGGUGAUUUUGAUGGGUUCCUUGGCUCGCCAUUUGGAUCGCGAUGAUAGUCGUAUUCAGCCGAUUGUAAAUCGUUUAUUGGCAGCUUUGGCGACGCCGUCGCAGCAGGUUCAAGAGUCGGUAGCUAACUGUAUUCCUCAUUUGAUUCCAUCCGUGAAAGAACAGGCACCACAGAUGGUUCGGAAACUUAUGCAACAGCUGGUUAAGUCGGAAAAAUACGGUGUUCGGCGAGGAGCUGCCUAUGGAAUAGCUGGCAUCGUGAAGGGUCUCGGAAUUUUAUCCCUAAAGCAGCUUGACAUUAUGACAAAAUUAACAAAUCACAUUCAAGAUAAGAAAAAUUACAAGUGCCGAGAAGGUGCGCUGUUUGCAUUCGAAAUGCUGUGCUCUACGCUGGGCCGUUUGUUUGAGCCGUACAUCGUGCAUGUUUUGCCCCAUUUGUUGCAGUGUUUUGGAGAUUCUUCGUCCUACGUUCGAGAAGCAGCUGAUGAGUGUGCUAAGACGGUUAUGGCCAAGCUAUCGGCUCAUGGUGUAAAGCUGGUGCUACCUUCUUUGCUUAAUGCCCUGGAUGAAGACUCAUGGCGAACGAAGACCGCAUCUGUUGAGCUGCUCGGAGCAAUGGCUUUCUGCGCUCCGAAACAACUCUCAUCCUGCUUACCAAGCAUCGUACCAAAACUGAUGGAAGUACUGGGCGACUCGCACAUCAAAGUACAGGAAGCUGGUGCUGACGCUUUGAAAGUUAUCGGAAGUGUCAUCAAAAAUCCGGAAAUUCAAGCAAUCGUACCGGUUCUUCUGAAAGCUUUAGAAAACCCCUCAACCAAAACUUCGGCCUGUCUACAAAGUUUGUUAGAGACAAAAUUUGUACAUUUCAUCGAUGCCCCAUCGCUUGCUCUAAUCAUGCCAGUUGUUCAGCGCGCCUUCAUGGAUCGUUCGACGGAAACCCGCAAAAUGGCAGCUCAAAUCAUCGGAAACAUGUACUCACUGACCGAUCAGAAGGAUCUAACACCCUACCUACCGAAUAUUAUCCCAGGAUUGAAGACAUCCCUGCUGGAUCCCGUACCGGAGGUACGUGCCGUUUCGUCUCGCGCUCUGGGAGCCAUGGUCAAGGGUAUGGGCGAGUCUUCAUUCGAAGAUCUGCUACCGUGGUUGAUGCAAACCUUAACGUCCGAGAGCAGCAGCGUUGACCGUUCCGGUGCCGCUCAAGGUUUGUCGGAGGUGGUCGGAGGCUUGGGCGUGGAAAAACUGCACAAACUGAUGCCGGAAAUUAUUGCUACGGCCGAGCGAACGGACAUUGCACCGCACGUUAAGGACGGUUACAUUAUGAUGUUUAUCUACAUGCCAAGUGCUUUCCCGAACGACUUCACGCCGUACAUUGGACAGAUCAUCAAUCCGAUCCUGAAGGCUUUGGCCGAUGAGAAUGAAUACGUCCGGGAUACUGCUUUGAAGGCUGGUCAAAGAAUUGUUAACCUGUAUGCCGAGUCGGCCAUUGCGCUGUUGUUGCCUGAGCUGGAAAAAGGUUUGUUCGACGAUAACUGGCGUAUUCGGUACAGUUCCGUUCAACUGUUGGGAGAUUUGCUGUACAAGAUAUCCGGAGUUUCUGGAAAGAUGACGACGCAGACGGCGUCUGAAGAUGACAACUUUGGAACGGAACAAAGCCACAAAGCUAUUAUCAGGAGUUUGGGUGCUGAACGAAGGAACCGUGUAUUGGCUGGACUGUACAUGGGUCGCAGUGAUGUUUCGCUUAUGGUCCGACAAGCAGCGCUGCAUGUGUGGAAAGUUGUUGUCACAAACACUCCGCGAACACUUCGAGAAAUUCUACCUACUUUGUUCAGUCUUCUGCUGGGUUGUUUGGCCAGCACCAGCUACGAUAAACGCCAGGUUGCGGCUAGAACUUUAGGAGAUUUGGUUCGCAAGUUGGGCGAACGAGUAUUACCCGAAAUCAUUCCGAUUCUGGAACGUGGUUUGAAUUCGGAUCAAGCCGAUCAACGCCAGGGUGUAUGUAUCGGUCUGUCCGAAAUCAUGGCGUCCACCUCUAGAGACAUGGUGCUAACAUUCGUAAAUAGUUUGGUUCCUACUGUACGGAAGGCUUUGGCCGACCCUCUCCCAGAGGUUCGCCAAGCUGCUGCUAAGACGUUUGAUUCCCUCCAUGCAACUGUUGGAUCACGUGCUCUGGACGACAUCCUGCCAUCAAUGUUGGAAAGUCUUUCCGAUCCAGAUCCGGACGUUGCCGAAUGGACGCUUGAUGGUUUACGUCAAGUUAUGGCGAUCAAAUCGCGUGUCGUCCUGCCAUAUUUAGUUCCUCAAUUGACGGCCAACCCAGUCAACACGAAGGCGUUAUCCAUUUUAGCUUCCGUUGCUGGAGAAGCCCUUACAAAAUAUCUUCCUAAGAUAUUGCCAGCUCUGCUGUCUGCCCUGGCCGGUGCUCAAGGCACUCCAGAGGAAGCUCAAGAACUAGAAUACUGCCAGGCAGUCAUCCUCUCGGUAAGCGAUGAGGUAGGCAUUCGCACUAUCAUGGACACCGUUAUGGAAUCAACCAAAUCGGAAAACCCGGAAACAAGAAAAGCAGCCGCCACACUUCUGUGCGCAUUCUGUACACACUCCCCCGGAGAUUACUCUCAAUACGUUCCACAGUUGCUACGUGGACUGCUGCGCUUGCUGGCCGACUCCGAUAGGGACAUUUUGCAACGAGCCUGGGAUGCACUGAAUGCCGUUACCAAAACUCUGGAUUCCGCCGAACAGAUUGCCCACGUCACGGAUGUUCGCCAAGCAGUCAAAUUUGCCAGCAGCGAUCUCAAGGGUACCGAACUUCCCGGCUUCUGUCUACCAAAAGGUAUUACUCCGCUACUGCCCGUUUUCCGCGAAGCCAUUCUCAAUGGUUUGCCGGAAGAGAAGGAAAAUGCUUCGCAAGGUUUGGGCGAAGUUAUUCAGCUAACAUCGGCAUCUUCGCUGCAACCUUCGGUUGUUCACAUUACUGGUCCACUAAUUCGUAUUCUUGGUGAUCGUUUCAAUGCCGGCGUCAAGGCAGCAGUACUCGAAACCCUCGCCAUUCUUCUGCACAAAGUAGGAAUCAUGCUGAAACAAUUCUUACCGCAGCUGCAGACUACAUUCCUGAAGGCCUUGCAUGACCCGAACAGGAUCGUUCGUAUUAAGGCUGGACAUGCUCUAGCGGAGCUAAUCAUCAUUCAUACCAGACCAGAUCCUCUGUUUGUGGAGAUGCACAACGGCGUAAAGAAUGCCGACGACUCGGGAGUACGCGAAACAAUGUUGCAAUCCCUGCGUGGAAUUUUAACCCCUGCCGGUGAUAAGAUGACAGAUCCGUUGAAAAAGCAAAUAUAUGUCACUCUUGCCGCAAUGUUAGGACAUCCGGAAGAUGUAACACGUUCGGCCGCUGCUGGAUGCUUCGGUGCACUAUGCCGAUGGUUAACUCCAGAGCAACUGGAUGAAGCUCUUAAUUCCCAUUUGCUCAAUGAAGACUAUGGCGAUGAUGCGGCAUUACGACAUGGCCGCAUUACAGCUCUCUUUGUUGCUCUCAAAGAAUAUCCUGCGGCAGUCUAUACUGAAAAAUAUGAAGCCAAAAUAUGCAAAACCAUAACAUCAUCGAUAACAACGGAUAAAAUCCCUACCGCCCUAAACGGCGUACGAGCAGCAGGUUACCUUCUUCAACACGGAAUGUGCUCACCAGAAGUCAAACUUCCCCAGCAAAUCAUUGGUCCCUUCGUCAAAUCUAUGAACCACAUCAGCAAUGAGGUGAAACAACUGUUAGCCAAAACCUGCAUCCAUUUGGCCAAAACAGUCCCGGUUGAAAGCACCGCCCCCGAAUACUUACGCUUAGUCAUUCCGAUGCUCGUUAACGGUACCAAGGAGAAGAAUGGUUACGUUAAAUCGAACUCCGAAAUCGCCCUAGUCUAUGUGCUGCGGUUGCGCGAAGGUGAUGAAGUACAUCAGAAGUGUUUGUCCCUUCUGGAGCCCGGUGCGCGGGAAUCGCUCAGCGAAGUAGUCAGCAAGGUUCUACGCAAGGUUGCACUGCAACCGCUGGGCAAAGAAGAAGAAUUAGACGACACGAUUCUCACGUGAUUAGGGUGGCCCUCGCCGGUAAGCAUAGGAAAGCAAACACACCUUCGAACGAACGGUGGCUUUGUCACCAUUUUUUACGCUACCCUAAGACUUGACGUUGCCAACGACGAUUGCCACCACAUUGUGCUAACAAUCAAACUGUUACGUAACCAUUGGCACGCAUGGAAUAAUAAAACCGAAAAUUACUAUGAGAAAAGUAGAUCCACCGUCGAUUCGAUAAUUACAGGAGACAUCAAAAGAAAGUCCUGAUUAGUCUUGAGUGAUCGUAGAUUUUUAGGUUUUUUUCUACGCAGUCCCAGUGUCUAUCAGUAUUGUACGCGUUAUGGCAGCAGCCAUUGUCGACUGACCUACUAUCGCUAUCACCUACUACGUAUUGAUAAUUUUGAUAUCAUUG